Messenger RNA from Chara braunii, 1960 nucleotides. Lineage: Eukaryota; Viridiplantae; Streptophyta; Charophyceae; Charales; Characeae. The record is from the annotation of a GenBank genome assembly.
GGACGAUCCUGCCCGCAAUUCGGAAGGGGGAGUGGGUCAUGGCCAUAGUCGACACUGAUGGGGAAUGGAAGCCGUCCGAGCGCCUGGCCAAGUCCGACUACUUGGAUAUCGCGAGGAGUGCUGUGGUGGACAAAGUGACGUCAGAGAACAGCAACCUGCAGCCCGCCGACCCGGCCAUCAUUACCACUGCUAAUCACUUGUUCCGGGAACUUCAGGACAAGCAGUGGUUGGAACUAUCUGACGAUUUCUACGACCUCGAGACGAGCCCUUCAAAGAAAAAGGUGAACUGGAAAGUACCCCCAUCGACAGGGACCCAGGGUAGUGUGGGAGGAGGACCUCCGAGCCCCCCCGGGGCCGGAGGGGGCGGAGGCAGUGGCCACGAGGAAGGAGGUGGCGGAGGCAGUGGCCAUACGACAUCAGGGGGAAGCGUGCCGGCAUCAUCGCCUGCCCCUAGCGGUCAGGGCAGGAUCGCGCACAGCGGCGUGGGGGAAGGGGGGGUGAACGUCACACACUCCCCAACAGCAGGGAGCGGCAAGUCGGGGAAGUUCACCCGCAUCCGAACUUCGCAGACGGAGGACCCAGUGCCCAUGGAGGCAGCGAAGUCGGCCGACAUCUGCACUUCGACGACUCUGGAGCAGGCGGCCCUUCCCUCGUGGACUGCUUUGGGCUCCUCCGAUGAAGUGGGGUGGGGCUCAUGUGCAGGGGAUCCUGUCUCCACCGUGAAGGGCAAGUCCGCGGGCAUCCCUGCCAGGGCGGACGACGUUCAGGCGAGUGUACCAGUCCAGCGGAGCUCUACAGGAGCACAGGCGUCGGAGAUGGGCGCCGCCCUGGCUUCGGGGGAGGCAGGGACGAAGGAAGGUGGUACGUCUGUUCAUACAGACGACCGCUCCUUGGGAUCCGCCUUGAUGCGGCUGCAAGGAGCCGAGUCGCGUGAGACUGACGGGGGGGAAGAAUGGGUGCAAGUCGAGGGAGGGGAAGAAGAAGGAGAAUGGGAGGAGGGGGGAGAAGGAGACGAAGGGCGAGAGAAGGAGUUAAUUACAUUGCACGACGGGGAAGACGGUGAAGAAGGAGGACUCAGUAUUACGGACGAGGAAAGGGUGGAUGCCGGAGACGAGGAUGUCUGUGGGGAGACAUCUGAUUCGUUCGGUCUAGUGUACGCCAGACCAGGUGAAGGUGAUAUCGACGACGACGCGACGACGAUGGAUAUGGAGACGCAGGUGGUUAGUGGCCUUUCCGUGGACCACGAAGAAUAUGACACCCACCACCUGGCCACGGCGGUGCAUCCCCCCGACGGGUGCGACAAGGCUAUCAUGAAAGUGAGCCCGGCGAAAACGACUCACCGUCUUAGCGUCAACGAGGUCAUCGAUAGCAUACUGGGCGACGUGCAAGCUAAAACACUUCCAUCCACCCCGUCAAAAGACGAUGCCCUUCUCAGCAACGACACUUUCGUGGCCAGGGACUUGGCGCUCAUCCAGCCGUGCUUUCCGGUACCCUCGUCACCGCUCACAGGAGGAAGGGGGGGGGUUGUUGGGGGCCGCCAGCAUGUCACGUCCCCAAAAAAGUGCAGGGUAGGCACUCCGGCCCUGGCUGUCCUCGCCUUACCAGCGCCCUCGUCGCUGACGAAGGAGCGGAAAGAAAAACAAGUUGGUAAGCAUUGAUGAUCGUCGCGAUGUCAGCACUCCCGCGUUUCGGGAUUGUCGACGCUGUCUGUCAACCCCCUUGCCAGUUUAUGCCCCACGUUAGAUGGACAAAAUUCUGCUUUACUUGUCAGCGAGGACCAAUUGGCCUCUUGUUCCUUAACACACCGUCACGCUUUAUUCUGCGACCGCUGAUCCGCUCCUCCCUCUACAAAACUACAAGUCCUCUGUCGCCGUCUCGAUUUUCUGUCUCUGGCCGACACCUGUAGUGUGGAUACCGGCAGACUACAAGACAGACCGUUCGAUAAACGAUUUUCGCAUCG